Messenger RNA from Spirometra erinaceieuropaei, 1371 nucleotides. Lineage: Eukaryota; Metazoa; Platyhelminthes; Cestoda; Diphyllobothriidea; Diphyllobothriidae. The record is from the annotation of a GenBank genome assembly.
AUGACACUGCAGACCGCACAAGACCAGGAAACCGAACAAACGAUAGUACAUAACCUCUCCUCAAAACAACUUACUGUGACCCAAACAAAAGUUCUACAACGCGGAUCUGGUUUUAACACAACUGACGCCGACCCGGUCACCUUCAUUGCUUCUUUCGAAUCAGUGCUUCGUCAAACCGGCGCCACAGACGAGGUAAAGGACCUCCUUCGACAUCAAGUCUCUUCACUUCUCAUGUCGCACCGGAAAACCCAUUCCCUGCUAAGAGAUGAACAGAAGGCCCUAAGGGAGCUGAAAGCGGACACCGAAAUAGUUAUUCUGCCUGCUGACAAAGGCCGGUCAACCGUCAUCCUCGACAAGGUGGACUACCGACGCAAAGCCCUCCUGCUCCUCAACGAUCGAGAGUCCUACAAAGUCAGCGACGCCGCCAGUCUAAAGUCCCUAGUGGCAAAGGUUAACAGAAUUCUGGCUCGACUAAAAAAGGACAAGGUCAUCACCGUCAAAGACUGGUAUAUGGCAAAGCCCGCAGAAACCGCUAUGGCGAGAUUCUAUGGUCUCCCAAAAGUACACAAGCCAGAUGUUCCCCUCCGUCCUAUCGUCUCGCUCCGAGGCACACCCACAUACGGGCUUGCAACCUGGCUAUUUCAGAAGCUAAGAUUCGUAACUGCAGGCUCACAAACAACGGUGCACUCAGCAGGACAAUUCCUUGACAAAAUAAGGGCAGUCACGAUCGAACCGAAUGAAAGGAUGGUGUCUUUUGACGUUGUCUCACUCUUCACGUCCAUACCACAGGCCCUUGCGGUCGAAACGCUCAGUGACCUGCUACGUCAAAAUUAUGACGGGAACGAUGGCCAGCCCACAGCUCAGGAUCUCAUAGAACUCAUGGGGCACUGCCUCAAGACAUUCUUUACCUUCGAAGGGACCACAUACGAGCAGAUCAAGGGCGCUCCAAUGGGUUCACCAAUCUCCGGACUCAUUGCCGAGGCGGUUCUACAAAAACUCGAGAGACGACUAUUCGAGGAGUACAAACCCAAGUUUUGGGCACGCUACGUUGAUGACACCUUCGUGAUCAUAGACCAGGAUAAAAUCAACUACUAUGCGGAAGUACUGAACUCAAUCAUGCCCGAUCUACAGUUCACGAUGGAAGAGGAAGUCGAGGACAAACUUCCAUUCUUGGAUGUUCUCGUCUGCCGCCAACCAAAUGGCGAACUAGCGACGUCGGUCUACAGAAAACCGACGAACACACUGCAAAUUCUCAGCUACAACAGCAACCACCCGCCACAACACAAACGAAGCUGUGUCCGCACGCUGUACCGACGGGUGGAAACUUGUGGCGGUCAAGGAUGUAAGAUCGACUUAAACCACGCACAAUAA